Molecule: messenger RNA, 5240 nt
Organism: Bemisia tabaci
Lineage: Eukaryota; Metazoa; Arthropoda; Insecta; Hemiptera; Aleyrodidae
Gene: pod1
Product: coronin
Molecular function (GO): protein binding
Source: RefSeq, a predicted model, not a curated record
AGGUCUUCCCGAGAGUUGCCAGAGGCUCUUUGUUUUGUUUACUCAUAAACCUGAGUCAUCUCACCUCGCCUCCUUUUCGACGUCCAAUCGAACAGUUGUCCUUGUGGAAAAGCUUGUGAUUUAACAUAGAGGCGCUAUCAACACAUUACCUUCGUUAAAUGUAGUUUGAAACAUCAGGGAUUUCUUUUCGUUUGAUCCCUCAAACAUGGCUUGGCGAUUUAAGGCAUCAAAGUACAAGAAUGCAGCUCCGUUGGUACCCAAACCGGAGAAUUGUAUCCGAGACAUUAGUGUGGGCUCAUACCAAACGUAUGGAAACAAUAUCACUGCCUCGGCCAUGUUCAUGGCCUUUAAUGUGGAUCAUGCUGGUUCAAAUUUGGCAAUACUACCAAUCAAUGACUGUGGGAGAAAACCAAAAAAUAUGCCUUUACUAUAUGCACAUUCAGACACUGUUACUGACAUGGAUUUUUCUCCAUUCCACGAUAAUUUACUGGCAACUGGAUCUCAAGAUUGUAUGGUAAAACUGUGGACAAUUCCAGAUAAUGGUUUGACCGAAAACUUGAGCAAUGCCCAAUGUAUGCUCAACCAUGGUCACAGACGUGUCGAAAAUGUUACAUUUCAUCCAGUUUGUGACGCAUUGCUGACUACAACAUCUGUCUCCUCUCUCUUUCUCUGGGACUUAGUAGAGCAGAAGAAAGUAUUCAGUUACAAUGACCAUGGUGAUGUGGUUCAAAGCUUGUCAUGGAAACAAGAUGGGCAGCUCCUGGUGACAUCCUGCAAAGACAAACAAUUACGAGUAAUUGACCCUCGAUGUAACUCAGCUAAUGGUGCCGUUACACACUCAUGCAUCAGUCAUCAUGGAAUCAAAGAUUCCCGCGUAGUUUGGCUAGGCAACAUGAAUCGCAUACUAACCACUGGAUUUAAUUCAUCAAGGCAACGAGAAAUUAUUAUGCGUGAUCUACGUGUCAUGAAUCAGCCUGAAAAAACUUUGUGUCUAGAUAGUUCUACUGGCAUAUUGAUCCCACUGUUCGAUCCAGACACAAAUAUGUUGUUCCUUGCUGGAAAAGGAGAUAUCACAAUUUUGUACAUGGAGGUCACAGACAGGGAGCCAUUCCUUGUUGAGGGAUUGCGACAUACAGGAGAGCAGACUAAAGGAGCAUGUCUUGUCCCAAAGCGAGCAUUGAAGGUCAUGGAGGCUGAAGUUAACCGAGUACUUCAACUGACCUCUUCCAUGGUUAUCCCUAUUAUGUAUCAAGUCCCCAGAAAGUCAUAUAGAGACUUCCAUGCUGAUCUUUAUCCAGAGACAAAUGGUGCAGUUUCACCCCUGAAACCCAAAGAGUGGCUCACAGGAGCCAACAAUCCUGUACCAAAAAUCAGUCUUGACCCAGCAGCUGAGAGAGCAGAAUCGGUUUUGUACGCAUCGCUAGAGGACCUAUGCUCUGCCUUGCAAAAUCGUGCAAGUGCUCAUCACAAACCAAAGUCAGUAACCGAGGAAUCAACCCCUGCGGUGAAAUCCAUCUCAGAGUCCAGCCGAAUAUUCCAGAGUCCAUUCAUCAAGAAUGACGAUGAAAGAGUAAUGAAUGGUGCACGCAAACUAAAAGAAAACAAUGCUAUUAAUCUGAGAGACUCGAAUAUUGAAAAGAGCGUUUCGACUCCUCCGAAGCCACUCCCCCGAGUGUCGCGAGCUCUAUCGGAACAAAUCGAAGAUGUGUACCAGAAACCAGUUGCAAGGCCCAGAACGAAUUCCUUAGCGUCCUCUGGGACUCUUAACUCCGGAACUCCAGGGCCUCCAACUGUUUCAUCCAUUCAAGUCAAUAUAUACAAGCCUCGAUUAGGCCCAAAACCAUUUUCAGCCCCUAAGUUAAAAGAUCUUGGUGAAACUUCCCCAACAUCCGAGUUCGACAAGGUUUUCUCCGUUCCUUCAGCACCCAAAAGUAUGUAUGGGGCCAACUGCGUUCAAAAUGGGCAUCAUGCAUCUAAACCGGAUUAUCACUCUAACAAAGAUGCUGCUAACCAUAAUCAUGAAAAUGGGUCAGAUUCUCUCAACUCCUCCGAUGAUAGCAGCGCAGAGAAGAUAAUCUCUCCUGGAUUAGAGAAACAGAGCUCCUCUGAUUCCGAUGGAAAGACCGAUUCAGAAACAAAAUCAGAAGAUAUCGAUGCCCCAGAUUGCUUCAAAAGAGACAGAGUUGACAGGAGUAGUUUUGCUGAUCGUCGAAAAAUGUACCAAGAAGAACCAUCAAACAUGACGUCUGUCCCUAAAAUGGAACCAAAGAAAGAAAAUGGCACGAAAAUAUUGACCCCAGCCACACCAACUCCAAAACGCACGUCAACCGUUUUUGGUCGUGUCUCCAAAUUCCGUCAUUUGAAAGGAACCCCAGGACACAAAUCCACUCACAUCGAGAACAUCAGGAACUUAAGUCGCCAAAUUAGUGGAGAAAGUGAUGGCUUCUAUGCUAACGGAGAGAGAGCAGCAAUUGUGCUUGGUGGUCCUGGUGGGAAACUUGCAAUAUUAGAACUUAAUAAGACAGGAAAAUUACCAGAUGGAGUACUUCCAACCCUAGUCAAUGGAACCAAUGUCAUGGAUUUUGCAUGGGAUCCAUUCAAUUCUAGUCGCCUCAUUGCAGUUUGUGAUGAGGGCUCCAUCAAGGAAUGGAUUGUUCCGGAAGGUGGUUUGCAGGAGCCCACCAAUUCUCCAAAGCACUCGUUCUCCUGUAACUCUGACAAAAUCUUCAGUGUCAAGUUUCAUCCACUUGCAGAGAAUGUCAUGGCAACCGUUUCGCACGAUCUGAUGAUUAGAGUGUGGGACUUGGAAUCUUAUACUGUGGUGCAUACCCUGAAAGGUCACCAAGAUCAGGUCAUGAGUUUUGCAUGGUCACCGUGCGGGAAGUACAUAGCAACUAUUUGCAAAGACAACUGUUUACGCAUCUACAACCCAAGAGCUUCAUCCACUCCUGUGAAACAGGGUAAAGGUGGACCUGGUGGCUCACGAGGGGCCCGUAUCACAUGGGUCUUGGAUGGCACUUGCCUGGUUGUUCUCGGAUUUGACAAAGUCUCAGAAAGGAAAAUCAUUUUAUUCAGCAAAGAGAACCUGGACACACCUAUCAGUACAUUCAGCCUAGAUGUGUCCCCCUCAACAUUGAUUCCAUUCUAUGAUGAGGAUGGAUCUACAUUGUUUUUGACCGGCAGGGGUGACUCGAUUAUCUUUGCUUUUGAAGUGAGCGAUGAAUCUCCAUACUUGUGUCCGUUGAGCCACCAUCGAUGCCCAUCUCAGAAUCAAGGACUUGCAUUCCUCCCCAAGAUAUAUUGUGAUGUAGGUGCUGUAGAAUUUGCAAAAGCGCUUCGGCUCACUAACUCAUCAAUUGAGCCAUUGUCUUUCACUGUUCCACGAAUCAAGACUGAACUAUUCCAAGAUGAUCUAUUUCCGCCAACAAGAGUGACAUGGAAACCAACUAUUACUGCAGCCGAGUGGUUUAGUGGAAGAGACAAGCCCUGUCCAAGGAUCAGCUUGAAACCAAGUGAAAUGACUUCUUUAUCUGAAGUGCAGAAUAAAUCCAAUAACAUCAAUGAAAUGAGCUCAGGAUUGGAAAAUGUAGAGAUUAAACAUCCAGUAUCAAAAGAUAUUCCAGUUCACCAAUGGAACUCUGAGUCUGCGAAGAAUGUUCAAGAGCGGAUUCAAAGGUCCAUUUUCAGUAGUAUUGAAGUUGAUACAACUCUAGAACAAGACAAAAUGGAAGGUGUAGAUGAGUCCGAAUGGGAUGAUUAAUGUGAUCAGUCAAAGGAGUGUAUCUUUCACCAGCUAUCAUCAUGUUUUUGAUGCACCGUACUUGUUCUUUGUGCAUUCCGUUGCUGUAUUUACUCAUAGUAUCUAAUCUUUUUUAUAUAUUUACUUUAAUUUCCAUGUUUUUUGAGUAUACUUUUCUCGCUGGUUUUUUUUUUUUUUCUUUGCCAGAGCAGUCAUUUAAUGGUAAGAGGCUAAUUUUGUACCAAUUCUCUGCUUAUUUUUUGUAAUUAUUUACCCUUUGCUUACAUCCAUCGUCAUAUGUAACAAGUAUAUCGUAUCUUCUUUUUAAAUUUAUAUUUUUUUAACUUGUCGCUAGUCCUAGAUUUAAGUUUGCUAUGUUUUUUAAAAAUAUUUGAGGAUGGGGAAGUAUCAUUUAGAGGUUUCAGAAGAACUUUUAAUUUCCAUCAGAUUGCUUAAAGUGGGAGCACUCAGCGAGAGCUAGUUAAUGGUAUAAACAUUUUUGGCAUUAUCAGAGAGCUCUCUAAGUUACUUUCAACUGACCAAUAAUACUAUUUUUCGUAUACCAAUAAGCUUUUGUUUUUAUUUGAUCAUUACCAUUUUUUGGGGGGUAGGAAAUCAUGUUUUUUCAUGAGCACACAGAACUGCAAUAAGGUUAGUACUUAGUAGCACUUAGUACUUUGCUAGAUGUGCAUACUGGAGUAAUAAAAUAUCACGAGUACUAGAUGUUAUCCAAAAAAUGUUUUCAUCAAGUGAAUUAUGAAGAAAAUACAUCCUGAUCGAUGCUUAGAUUCUAUUGUCUAAAGAGAAAUACUGUUGAGGCACAACAAAGAAAGACAUCAAAGGUUAAGGAGUGACAUUCUUGCCUUACUUUUAAUACCAACUGAAAACAUUCCAAAAGCAAGUUUAGCACUACAAAGUUUCUUUUAUGCUCCAAUUUAUUUUUCUCCACAUCUUAAGAGUCUUACUCUUGAAUGUGAUGCCCUUGUCUUUUUACUGUAGUCUCUACUUUUCCUCUAAUCGUUGUUUGAAAUGAGCUUGAGUUGAGAGAUUUUCUGUACAGAAGUGUGAAAGACUUACUCCUAAGCCUCAUCACAUAGGUAGUUUAACCAAGCAUCAAAACCCAAAAGAAAAUUAAUGAUAAUGUUGUAUGUUUAACUCCAUUCUUAACUUCACUUCAGUCCAUGCAUUUAGGUCUCUCAAAGAAGGUUACUUAUUAAGGAACCAACUUCAUGUAGAUGUCUCAUAAAUCAUUUUUUUUGGCAAAAGCUGAUUUUGUCAAGCUAUACAUCCGACAGUAGGUUGUGAGGCUUUUGCACCAUCACAUAAAGUCUAAAAUUUUAAAAUUCCAUGUUCAAGUGUUUUAAAAGGGAAGUUCUUCUGAAAGUGUGGAGCUUUUACCCAUAUCAGUGAUAUUGUAACUGACAUGAUUUUUUUCAUUCAAUUGAAUUGCUGUAUGAUUGAAUGUCUAUGUAUUAAGACAUGCUUAUUUUUUAUUUGAAAA